This is a messenger RNA of Diabrotica balteata, 1001 nucleotides long. The record is from the annotation of a GenBank genome assembly. Lineage: Eukaryota; Metazoa; Arthropoda; Insecta; Coleoptera; Chrysomelidae.
GUCUAUUAAUAAUAUUUUAUAUUAACUUUACGCAUUUUCAAAUCUAUUUUAAAUUCAAAUUGUAAUUUUAGUUUCAAUAAACUAAUUGUCUGUUUCAGAUAGCUAUACAAAAUGCAGAGUUGAUGCAGAUUGUGCUAAGACUAGUGACCACGCCUUUUGUUUUGGCAACGAUGCAGACAAAGAUGGAUACUGUAGGUGUAAAGAAAAUUUCGAAAUGGUUAGCAGAAAUAAAACGUAUUUCUCUUGUUUGGGACCCGCCGGAUUAGGAGAAAAAUGUGAAAAAAAUAUGCAGUGUCAAAUUGUAUUAAGUGAAAACUCAGAAUGUGCAAAUUCGGCGUGUCGCUGUAAAAACGGAGCUCACCUUUAUAAAGACGGAAGAUGUUAUGUCUCAGUAUUACUAGGAGACUUUUGCAGAGGCGAUCCCAAUUGUUGGUUAGCCUCAAACCAAUUUGGUAACUGCGUAUAUGGAAAAUGUACUUGCAAAUUUGAUAACGAAGUACCAGGAACAGACAGAAUGAGCUGUGUACACGGUAAAAAAAUAGGAGAACAGUGUGAUAGUGACAACCAGUGCUCUCUAACCGAAAAUACCCAAUGUAAAACUGUUUGUCGAUGCUCUACUGGUUUUGUUUUGUCACGUGACCAGACCAGAUGUCUAAAGGCUGCUACAAGAUUCAAUGACGUUUGCCUUGAAAAUGAUCAGUGCUCAGCUAGCCUUCAAGGAAGCAUUUGCCUCAGUAAUAACUGUACAUGCGAUAGUGGUUUUCAUAGCAUUGACUUAAAAUGUGUGCGAACGGCAACUUUCGGUGGUCCGUGCUCGCACAGCGAGGAAUGUGUUCGGGAUUCCUCCCAUUUAGAACUAAUACAUUGUAAUAAUGGAGAGUGUCAGUGUAAACCUGGUAUUGUUAAUGAGACGUUAGGGUGUAUUAAUAGAUCAAAUUUUAUGGUACAAAAUAGUUUUGUUUUUAUUUCACUAGUUUUAGUUUUAAAAUUUUUGUGAUUUA